AUGCCCGUAGUUCGGCGUGUCUUCGCUAGAUGGCGCUGUAGUAAAAAGCAAAAAUUGAAUCCUGCUCAACAAGCUAAGGUGCAACUGCUGGCGGAGCAACUCGGAGAAUUGACUACACUCAUGAACCAUACCGCUAAAGAGUUGGAAGGGGCAGAGAAGAAGCUGAUGGAUUGGAGCCGGCGCCUGCAGCAGUGCGAGAGGCAGCUCAACGAGGCGCGCGCGAUGCAGGGCCCCGCCGACAAGCCGCCAGCCUCUGCGCAGCCGGAGCCAGCCCUCACCCAACAAGAAUUGCAAGAACACAAACAAAAGUUUCAAAGAGCUCAAAUGAUAUUAGAACAGCAGAUGACAGAGAAACAACGGCUCAACUAUCAGCGGCAGGUACAAUUGAUGGAGAUUGAGAAGGCGAAGUUUGAAAAGAAGAAUGCAAUAUAUCAAAUGACUUCGGGCGGCAAAAUGGUGUGCGUGCGUCGCUCAGCGGCCGAGGCGGCGCUCACCAUGAGCGUGGCCGAGCGCGCGCCCCCGCCCCCGCCGCCGCACCCGCACCCGCUCGCCAACACAGGUACCGCACACACACACAUAACGAGAUAUAGUUCAGCGGCCGAGGCGGCGCUCACCAUGAGCGUGGCCGAGCGCGCGCCCCCGCCCCCGCCGCCGCACCCGCACCCGCUCGCCAACACAGGUACCGCACACACACACAUAACGAGAUAUAGUUCAGCGGCCGAGGCGGCGCUCACCAUGAGCGUGGCCGAGCGCGCGCCCCCGCCCCCGCCGCCGCACCCGCACCCGCUCGCCAACACAGGUACCGCACACACACACAUAACGAGAUAUAGUUCAGCGGCCGAGGCGGCGCUCACCAUGAGCGUGGCCGAGCGCGCGCCCCCGCCCCCGCCGCCGCACCCGCACCCGCUCGCCAACACAGCGCUGGAGCAGGACGGCGGCUCCAAGGGCGCUGACAACCGCAAGCUGACCUGGGAGCAGGCCCUCGCACACAUGAACCAGCUCGCCAAGGGAGCCAACAAGGAUAAGAAGAAACCUAAAGAAACGAAAGCGGAACAGAAGUUGAAGAAAGAGCCGCAGAGGUCCAACUCUCUGCCAGAGACACAGUCGCUAUCUAAGAAACAGAGAAAGCAAAUGGCUAAACAACAGGCUGAAGAAGAAGAAAAGAGAAGACAGCAGGCCGAGGCGAAGAACAAGAAGACUGAAGCUAAAAAGCCUGUAGAACCGAAACCCGAAGUUAAAGUAAAGAAUGAAAAGAAACCGGAGCAAACAAAGAAACCCGAGCCUGUUGUUAAGAAGAAAGAGGACAAGAAAGAGAAGACCUUAGAAAAGAAAAACGAGAAGAAAGGCAAAGAAAAUAAACAAGAGAAGACUGCACCAGCACCACAACAAACCAGCAAACAAACACAGCAACAGAACAACAAGAAGGAAAAUAAGAAGCAACAGCAACAACAACAACAACAGCAGCAGCAACAACAACAACAACAGAAGCCCCAAGUCAUUAACAUUACACCGGACACCACAAUUGAAGUUGUUAGUAAAAAGAAUCCAUGCACCACGGAGCCAGACAAGCCAGCGUCUUGCAGCAUUAUGGAACAGCUCAGCUGUGGGGUUCAGGUGGCUGAUUUGAAACUACCACCGGGAAUUACUCUCACACGCGUCCAGCCCAACGAGAAGAAAGAACCACCUCCGAUCAAAUCUGUGCCCUUGUGGAAGUGCAACCAGCUGCCGGCCACCCCAACCCCCGUGCCGAGACCAGCACCUGUCAUCAACGCAGACCCCUCCAUGAUGAUGUUCACCACCUCACAACCUGAACCCCCACCAAAACCAGCACCAAUCAUUGAACCACAAGUCCAAACUGUGGGCAAAUCGAAGAAAGCCAAGAAGAAGGCCAAGAAAGCAGCUGCUGCAGCUGAAAACGCCGAACUCAAGCCUGAAGGCGCUAAGAUGGUCACCUUACGUAACCCCAUGUUUCACCCUAACCUGCCACCGGUCCAGAUAACCAGCAAACCACCUACACAGAAGAAACAAGAACAGAUUAGAAUACCAGACCCAAUACCAAUGCCACCGAAUGCUUGCCAGGCAACCAUCACUCCGACAUCGAAUGGGAUGUAUACUAUUAGAAACCCGCUAAUGACUAUGAUGCACCAACAGAACAUGAUGGGUGGUGGGGUUAGAAACCAGAGCCCUCAACUUAACCCUAUCUAUGGUCAACAGUUCAACUAUGUUAACCCAAAUGUAUACACACCGGUUCCUAAUCAGAACCAAUAUGUCAUGGAAACCAGAAAUUCUCCAAAACAGGAUGAUUUCCAAAGUAGAAUAUUGAAUUUAGCUUCUUUCACACAGAAGAAUGAUGAAGGUUACUCUCUCUUCAAAACUUCUGAUGAUAACCAGCAGAAGAACUUCCUCAGUCCAGAGUAUUAUGAGAAUCAGAGCCCAAAGUCAGUAGUGUCACCGAACCCUAUUGGCACAAGACCAGCUGAUGUCAGACAAUUUGAUUCAAACGACUCCUCGCUGUUUGCAAACCCUAUACAACGUCCAGAACCUAUUGGGACUCCGCUAAAGAAGGAGGAAGAACGGACCGAGUACACCGGUCUUUAUACUCCGUUUGGGCAGGAAGACAGAAAUGUCUUCCGGAACGCAUUGUUUAGUGAUAAAAGUGAUCAUCAAAGUGUUAAGUGUGAUGAUUUAGGUGUAAACCCCAUGCCUAAUGGUGAUUCCUUACCAUACUUUCAACGGUUAAGGGUUGGUUCUAAGUUAAAUAGUGAAGUUACCAUUCAUCAUGUAACGGAGAGUAAAUUUUACAAGACACAGGAGCCGGGCCACCCUGCAGAUCUUCAGCCGGACGAAUCGCUGUUCACCAGACAUCCACACCACCCAUGGCCCGAACAACCCGUGUACGGCCCACCGCCAACUAACCAUAAAACUGGUGGACAGUCAGGCCGCAGUUCCCCCACGAGCUCGUCGGUGCGGUCGAGCGCCAGCGUUAGCGGGGGCGCCUCGCCCCCCGGUCCCGGCCCCACCGACGAGCCGCGCUUUGGUCCCGUGGGGGCGCGCGUGCCUCGACCCCCACAAUACACUGAAUCGAGCGUGUUCCUCCCAGACUCGAGCAUCACUAACCUGUCAUCCCUGGAGGUAUCUGAACGGGAAAUCGAGUCGUUCAAACGUUUCGACUUCUACUUCGAACCCCCCCAACACAAGCCGAAGGUCCAGCUCGACGUUCGCGACAUCGCCAACGCACUCCGGCAAAAUCACAAAUAA
Molecule: messenger RNA, 3258 nt
Organism: Arctia plantaginis
Lineage: Eukaryota; Metazoa; Arthropoda; Insecta; Lepidoptera; Erebidae
Source: the annotation of a GenBank genome assembly